Molecule: messenger RNA, 1014 nt
Organism: Fraxinus pennsylvanica
Lineage: Eukaryota; Viridiplantae; Streptophyta; Magnoliopsida; Lamiales; Oleaceae
Source: the annotation of a GenBank genome assembly
AUGCUUCACGGCCUUUCUUCCAGCUCCAAAAUCACCACCCAAUUAAUUUCCUCCUCUUCCCGUAAGUCCAUUGACUAUGCACUUUCGAUAUUUCGUAAUUUGAAGUACCCAAAUGCGUUUGUUUUUAACGCAUUGAUUAGAGGGUUAUGUGAGAGUUCUUGUUUUGUUAGCUCAAUUCAGCACUUUAGGCUUAUGAUGAAGCUGAAUGUUAGACCUGAUAGGCUUACAUUUCCUUUUGUACUUAAGUCUAUUACGGGGUUGAAUGUAAAAUGGGCGGGGGACUUGGUUUAUGGUGGGAUAUUGAGAAUGGGUCUUGAGUAUGAUGAUUUUGUGAGGGUUUCUUUGGUUGAUAUGUAUGUGAAAGUGGAGUUGUUGGGGCAUGCUUUGAAAGUUUUCUAUGGAAGUACUGAGAGAAAUAAGGUUGAGAGUGUCCUUUUAUGGAAUGUGAUAAUUAAUGGAUGUUGCAAAAAUGGGGAGUUGAAGAAGGCAUUAGAGUUGUUCGAGGUGAUGCCACAGAGAAAUAUUGGGUCUUGGAAUAGCAUGAUUAAUGGCUUGAUGAGAAAUGGAGAGGAAAGAAUUUGGGUCGGUAAGGAACUGCUUGAAGCAAAGCGCAUUGAAGAAGAAAAUGAAAGAAAACGGUUUGCCCUCAGCUGUAGAAAGAGUAAGAGAAAAGAGCCAGGGAAAAAAUUCGUCAAAAAUUGGAGGAAGGCUGAAAGACGACGGAUGCUUGGAUUGCCUCCAGUCGAUCCUGCUGCUGUAAAACCAUCUGCUCCGCCUCCUCCUGUGGAGGAAAAGAAAAAACAAGAGAUGAUUAUGAAUAACAGAUCAGUUCAUUCACCUUCACAUCUUCUUGGAUUUGGCGAGUUCAAUUUGAGAAUGUUGGCAGCUUAUUCAAGAGGUGGUUUGAAUAUAAAUUCGAGGCAGGCUCAGCCAGUUCAUCAUCCAUUGGAGCUACAGCAGCAGCAGAUUCGGGCUAAUGAUAGUGGAGAAGAUGACCAAAAUACUUCUCAAUGA